Molecule: messenger RNA, 2349 nt
Organism: Polistes canadensis
Lineage: Eukaryota; Metazoa; Arthropoda; Insecta; Hymenoptera; Vespidae
Exons: 3
Coding region: 1-2349 (782 amino acids)
Source: RefSeq, a predicted model, not a curated record
AUGACCAUCUCAUCUACCUCAAGGUCCUCUCAGACGACUAAUCGAGUCAGAUUUUCGUCACCUAUCUCAGACAUCGAUCGUUCGUCUAAUCCAUCGCUUUCAACGUGCUCUCGAGCUCCAGUACUCUUAGCUACUUGUAAAGCCUUUGCCAUAUCUUCAAAGGGAACGCAUAAGUUGGUACGCCUUCUCAUUGAUCUUAGAUCAGAGUUGACUUUAGUCUCCUCCAAAAUCAUAGCUAAGCUAAAGCUUAGCCGUUCUCCAGGAAACAUUCUUAUUCAAGGUGUGGGUAGUACAUCUCCAAGAGCGACUAAAGGUCACGUGUCCUUAGUGCUCCAAUCGACAUACUUGUCAUCUCGGGUUCAUCUUAAGGCAUUCAUUUUGCCAAAAGUCACAUCUCAGUUGCCGUCGUCUGUAAUAUCAGAGCAAAAUUGGCCUUAUCUCAGAUCUCUUAAAUUAGCGGAUCCUGACUUUCUCACUCCAGAUCACAUUGACAUUCUCAUUKGUGCUGAUAAUCUCAGAAGAGUUCUCAAGUCCUCUCGCCUUGUUAUGAGAGUUCUAGGCGCAACUUCCAGCCCUAGCAAGGUCGAUCCUCUCAAAAUUUGCCAUGCCAUCUCUAUCGAUUCUCUUGACAAAGCUCUCACAAAAUUCUGGGUUCAGGAAGAAGUCUCAUCUUCUUUCGCGUCAACCUUGAGUCUCGCUGAAUCGCAAUGCGAGCAGCACUUUGUUGAUACGCACUCUCGAUUGCCAACUGGUCGUUACAUGGUUCGUCUGCCAUUCUCGAAAGACAUAUCUACCUUAGGGCAUUCAAGGUCUCUUGCCAUGAGAUGCCUUGRAAGACUUCUCAAGAAAUUCGAAACCGAUAGGCAUUUCAAGGAGACCUACUCUGAAUUCCUCAAAGAAUAUGAGUCUUUAGGACRUAUGGUUCCUGUUCCUCUCGAUGCUUCUGAGCCAUCUCAGGCGUAUUACCUGUCGCAUCACGGAGUUUGGCGCGAGCAAAGUUCCUCCACCAAACUGCAAGUAGUAUUUAACGGUUCAGCCAAGUCUUCAACCGGUAUCUCUCUCAAUGAUCCUAUGCACACUGGGCCGAAGACUCAAACGGACAUUUUCGAUGUACURCUGUGGAUCAGGCAGCACAACACUACCAAGAUCUCAGGCAUCUCCUGGAAUUCUCAGAAAGAUGUUUUUAAUUUUCACGGUACCAUCUCUUUCCAUCAAGCCGUCACGGAACGCAUCAUUCUUUCAGAAGUUGCUCAAUUGUUUGAUCCUCUUGGACUCCUCUCUCCGGUAGUGAUCAAAGCGAAAAUCCUCAUGCAGCGACUCUGGUGGGAAAAGGUUGGUUGGGAUGAUCAUCUCACUCCAGACAUAGUUCACGAGUGGUCCCAGUUUAGGCAACAUCUCUCUCAGUUAUCAGUCAUAGAAACUCCCCGAUGUUUAAACCUCUCGUCAAAGGCGACCUCAGUACAGAUACAUGGCUUCUCAGACGCCUCUCAACUUGCAAUGGCAGCAGUUGUAUAUAUCAGGGUGUCGUACGCUGGCUCAUCUUCUGUAGUCAGUUUAGUCUGUGCUAAAUCAAAAGUAGCUCCUCUCAAGAGGUUGACAAUUCCAAGACUUGUACUCUCAGCAGCGGCUCUGCUAACCAAGCUGACCGGAAAUGUAAUUAGACUUCUCGACCUCUCGGACGUUCUUGCUUUUCUGUGGUCUGACUCUUCUGUGACCCUUGCAUCGGUCAAAAACAAUCCUAUGAGAUGGAAGGAAUUCGUAGGCAAUAGGGUAGCCGCUAUUUACGAGUCUGUACCCCAUGCUCAUUGGAGAUUCAUCUCCGGAAAGCUAAAUCCAGCUGACUGGGCAUCUCGUGGUCUCAGUGCAUCUCAACUCAUUGAUCACCCACUAUGGUGGAGUGGUCCACCAUGGCUUUCUCAGUCGCCAGAAUUUUGGCACUCGUCAGUGCCACCCUCACCAGAAGAGAAUUUGGAGGAACGCCCUGGCAUAUCACUUGCACUCUUACAAGCCCCACCUCUAGUUUGGGACUUCGUUGACCUUCCUCAAUCAUCCUCCUUUCAUCGGCAUCUCACAAAACUACUUCAGAUCACGGCAAUCAUUCAGAGAGCAGUCUCGCGCUUUAAGAAGGUUCCUGGUUCGAGCUUGUCCGCAUCGCCAUUGAAUCCAGCAGAUCUGGAGAAAGCUAAAUUGUUCUGGAUACGCGCGACUCAAGAGGCGUAUUUCUCACCAGAAUUGAGAACGUUGUCGGCAGGACAAUCUUUCAACAAACAUCACGUUCUGACGCGACUCACGGCCUUUAUCGAUCGUGUUGGAAUUCUCAGGGUUGGGGGACGGCUGCAAAAUUCUUAG